AUGUUGGACGCAGAAGACGACAGCUUUCACGUCACACGUGAAAGCUACUCCCACCUGAGUGACUCAGAAUGGGAGUUAGUCGACCGCAUGAGUAUGCUCAUGGGCGAACCCGCCAUAAGUGGAAUGUUGGAGUAUCUAAGCAGAGACCAGCAACAUACAGCUAUCAACAAGUUCCUACAAGGGGAACAUGCCGUCGAAAGACAGAAGGUAGCCUUGCUGCAACAACAAGGCUCUCAUCAGUCAAUGGGCGGGCCGACGCACAUGCGUCGAACCAAAACCUUGAAGAUUGAUAUCUCAAGAUACAAGGGAACCGAUGGAGGUUCCCUUUUGAGAUGGUUCGUCGAGUUAGACGAUGCCAUCAGGCUAAACGACCCAAACGUGUUUGAGCUGUUGGAAAUCUUGAAGUAUCGGCUCAAAGAGACGUUUGAGCCGCCGAGAGCCGAGUCCAGAGCACGCUCUGCACUCUUGAGGCUAAAGCAAGGAAAGCGUGACGUGCACGCUUACGCACAGCACCUGCGCUGCCUUACAAGUAGCGUUACGGAGAACACUGUUGAUGAGCACACGCUCAUCAACGUGUUCACCUACGGCCUUGUGGAUGGGCCGGUGAAGACCUACAUGUUCCGAGAGGAUUUCCAUACGCUGGAAAGGGCGACAGCGUAUGCGAGACAAGAAGACUUCAGCCUGAGACAGUCUUAG
Peronospora matthiolae is the source of this 696-nucleotide messenger RNA. Lineage: Eukaryota; Oomycota; Peronosporomycetes; Peronosporales; Peronosporaceae. The record is from the annotation of a GenBank genome assembly.